This is a messenger RNA of Nerophis ophidion (straightnose pipefish), 7347 nucleotides long. RefSeq lists its product as uncharacterized. The coding region runs from base 13 to 528 and encodes 171 amino acids. The record is from RefSeq and is a predicted model, not a curated record. The transcript is spliced from 3 exons. Lineage: Eukaryota; Metazoa; Chordata; Actinopteri; Syngnathiformes; Syngnathidae.
AGAGGCAGCAACAUGAGUGGACUACGGGAAGAAGAAGGAGUGAUGACAGUUAGGAGUCGUCAUCUUAAUGCAACUUUGGAUCUGCAAGGUGAUGCUCUGGAAGCAGCAGUUUUUGAGUUCAAAGUUUUCAACAUCGUCAUCCUUGCCUUGGCUUCAUGCCUUCUCAUCAUCACCAGCAUCUACUGCAUCAGUGUCUGCUACUACCGCACCAGGCAGUCGAAGAGGGCCCAUAUUUACGAGAGCGCAGUGAGCCGAGCUGAGCCAGCGGACCCCGUAGCGGUCCGAGCGGUGAGGAGGUCGACCAGUUUCAUCAACCCUAUGGCCUUCUUCAGGAGGGCAGACCCAGCUAAAGACAACUCCAGGAUCUACUACAUCUACAGCAACCCCCUUCCUGUGGGGGCCAAGGAGGACGAAGAAGACCCGACGAGGCGAGCCGGGCUGUCGCUGCCACCGUCCAUCGAGGAGUACGCCAAGGACCCCCACAGCGGCAUCAUCCUGGACCCUCCCGUUUUUUACAUGCAACUUUAGAAGGUGGUGUUGGAAGUGGAAGUCGUUUUUUUUGUGGCUCUGGAAGAACUUUGCAGGAGUCGUAAUGAAGUCAUCACGAGCUGACAGAUUUAAAGUUUACAAACUUGGGAACACGUGUGGGUCUGGGGAAAGAUUAAUCAUGGGAAUUGUGGAAUUCUGCAAUUAUGUUUGAUUUUCCGUUGUGAUUUAGUCUUUGACAUCCGCAAGUGUAAUCAUUACACGCUUGAUAGUUUACGCACGAUGCUUCUCAUGUGUUUCAUAUUUAGUGUGUGGGAGUUGGAAGCAAAACUGUGCUUUCUAUAUGCCUCGUCCUUAUUAGGGCGUUGUUGCAAUAUGAGUGUGAACAACGGGUAGCCAAAAUCUGUACCUGGCCUUCGACAUUAAGUACCGUAUUUCCUUGAGUUUUUGGAUUGGAAAAAUGGGAAAAUUGUGAUAUUAAGUCGGCUCUUACAGGAGACUUGAGUUGAUUAUGCAAGCUCCUCCUGUAGCUGUCAAAAAGGCAGCUGUGAUCUUGGCUCCUGCAUUGGCUUCUCUCAGAGACACUGGCGUUCACCGCAGCCCUCCAACAUUCAGGUAUGACUUUAUAAUCUUACUAAAACACUAUUAAACACAAUCAGCAGAUAAGGGAUUUUCCAGAAUUAUCCUAGUAAAUGUGUCUAAUAACAUCUGAAUCGCUCACACUGCCGUUGCCUGGAUAUGUCGCCUUAUCUUUUUUUUUUUUCUGUGCUUCACUCAAACUUUCCUCGUCCACAAAUCUUUCAUCCACGGCGUGGCACAGUGGGAGAGUGGCCGUGCGCAACCCGAGGGUCCCUGGUUCAAAUCCCUCCUAGUACCAACCUCGUCACGUCCGUUGUGUCCUGAGCAAGACACUUCACCCUUGCUCCUGAUGGGUGCUGGUUGGCGCCUUGCAUGGCAGCUCCCUCCAUCAGUGUGUGAAUGUGUGUGUGAAUGGGUAAAUGUGGAAGUAGUGUCAAAGCGCUUUGAGUACCUUGAAGGUAGAAAAGCGCUAUACAAGUACAACCCAUUUAUCAUUUAUUUAUCAUUUAUCCUUGCUCAAAUUAAUGGGGAACUCGUCGCUUUCUCGGUCCAAAUUGGCAAAUUAAUUUAAAACCUCUUCUCACUCCUGCGCUUACCAAAGGCAUGCGGUAAAAGUAAGCAUGCGCUAACUUUUUUAAAACCUCUUCUCACUCCGGCACUUACCAAAGGUAUGCAGUAAAAAAUUUGAGUGUGAUGUAAGCUUGGACCUUAAAGGCCUACUGAAACCCACUACUACCCACCAUGUAGUCUGAUAGUUUAUAUAUCAAUGAUUAAAUAUUAACAUUACAACACAUGUCAAUACGGCCUUUUUAGUUUACUAAAUUGCAAUUUUUAAUUUCCCGGGAGUUUCGUCUUAAAAACGCCGUGUAAUGAUGAUGUGUACGCAAGACGCCACGGGUUUUUAGGAAGUAUGAGCGCUGCACGCACACACACAGCUAAAAGUCGUCUGCUUUAACGGCAUAAUUAUACAGUAUUUUGGAGAUCUGUGUUGCUGAAUCUUUUGCAAUUUGUUCAAUUAAUAUUGGAGAAGUCAAAUUAGAAAGAUGGAGUUGGGAAGCUUUAGCCUUUAGCCACACAAACACACGGUGAUUCCUUGUUUAAAAUUCCUGGAGGUGAAACUUUACUAUGGAUCAGAGCGCGGUCAAGCCAACAUGAAUCCCGACUACAUGUCAACCGGCAGGUUUCUGUGAGAAAAUUGUGGUUAAAAAGUCGCUUCUUACUGGAGAAAAGCUGAGUUUGUGCCGUCCAUAAAGCUGCCGUCGACUUCCCUGAGACAUUGGCGUCAACACACCCGUGGACACACCCCUCCGACUAUCAGGUACUGUUAAUCUCACUAAAACACUAGCAACACAAUAGAAAGAUAAGGGAUUUCCCAGAAUUAUCCUAGUAAAUCUGUCUAAAAACAUCGGACUCCGUCCCACUUUUUUUUUUUCUCUCUAGUCCGUCGCUAUCAAUAUCCUCAAACACGAAUCUUUCAUCCUCGCUCAAACCAAUGGGGAAAUUGUUGUUUUCUCGGUCCGAAUAACACUUUUUGUUGGAGACUCCCAUUAAAAACAAUGUGAAUAUGUGAGGAGCCAUCAACAUGUGACGUCAUCGUCUGCGACUUCUGGUAAAGGCAGGGCAUUUCUCCAGUUGCGAACUUUAUCUUGGAUGUUCUCUACUAAAUCCUUUCAGCAAAAAUAUGGCAAUAUCGUGAAAUAAUCAAGUAUGACACAUAGAAUGGACCUGCUAUACCCGUUUAAAUAAGACAAAUCUCAUUUCAGUAGGCCUUUAAGGCGGUCUGUCAUAACCUUUUUAGCAUUUUACCGGAAAAAAACUGAGCUUGCGCCGUCCAAAAAGCUGCCGUCGACUUCCCUGAGACAUUGGUGUUAAGACACUUGUGGACACACCCCUCCGACUAUCAAGUACUGUUAAACUCACUAAAACACUAGCAACACAAUAGAAAGAUAAGGGAUUUCCCAGAAUUAUCCUAGUAAAUGUGUCUAAAAACAUCGGACUCCAUCCCACUUUUUUUUUUUUCUCUCUAGUCCGUCGCUAUCAAUAUCCUCAAACACGAAUCUUUCACCCUCGCUCAAAUUAAUGGGGAAAUUGUCGUUUUCUCGGUCCGAAUAACACGUUUUGUUGGAGGCUCCCAUUAAAAACAAUGUGUAUAUGUGAGGAACCAUCAACAUGUGACGUCAUCGUCUGCGACUUCCGGGAGAGGCAGGGCUUUUCUCUUAGCACCGAAAGUUGCGAACUUUAUCGUGGAUGUUCUCUACUAAAUCCUUUCAGCAAAAAUAUGGCAAUUUCACAAAAUGAUGAAGUAUGACACAUAGAAUGGACCUGCUAUCCCCGUUUGAAUAAGAAAAUCUCAUUUCAGUAGGCCUUUAAAUCCACCGGAAUAGCUUUUAAUCUUCUUCCCUUUAUGCGAUUUCAAAUUACCGGUAUUGAAAUCAGCCUCCUUCAUUUUGAAAAUGAUGACAGGGGAAGUGUCACUCGUGACGUCACGAGUUUGACCCGGCAGUAAUUCAAGGCAGGCAUAUACAGUACUAUAUGCCAGGGGUCACCAACCUUUUGGAAACCAAGAGCUACUUCUUGGGUACUGAUUAAUGCGAAGGGCUACCAGUUUGAUACACACUUAAAGAAAUUGCCAGAAAUAGCCAAUUUGCUCAAUUUACCUUUAAUAUAUAUAUAUAUAUAUAUAUAUAUAUACAUAUAUAUAUAUAUAUAUAUAUAUAUAUAUAUAUAUAUAAAAGGGUAUUUCUGUCCGUCAUUCCGUCGUACAUUUUUUUUCCUUCUAUGGAAGGUUUUUUGUAGAGAAUAAAUGAUGAAAAAACACUUAAUUGAACGGUUUAAAAAAGGAGAAAACAGGGAAAAAAAUUUAAAUUAAAUUUUAGAACAUAGUUUAUCUUCCUUUUCAACUCUUUAAAAUUCAAAAUCCAACCGAAAUAAAAAAUGAGAAAAACUAGCUAUUUCAAAUCCUUUUGGAAAAGAAAAAAAAAAAAAAAAAAAAAAAUUAUGGAACAUCGUUAGUAUUUUUUCCUGAUUAAGAUUAUUUUUUUAGAAUUUUGAUGACAUGUUUUAAAUAGGUUGAAAUCCAAUCUGCACUUUGUUAGAAUAUAUAACAAUUGGACCAAGCUAUAUUUCUAACAAAGACAAAUCAUUAUUUCUUCUAGAUUUUCCAGAGCAAAAAUUUAAAAGAAAUUCAAAAGACUUUGAAAUAAGAUUUAAAUUGCAUUCUAAAGAUUUUCUAGAUUUGCCAGAAUAAUUUUUUUGAAUUUUAAUCAUAAUAAUAUUCUUCGUCAAAAAAACAGAAGCAAAAAUGAAAAAUUUAAAUGUAUUCAUUAUUAUUUACAAUUAAAAAAACAAAAAACUUGAACACUGAUUUAAAUUGUCUUUCUGAAAGUUAUAAGAAGCAAAGAAAAAAAAAAAGAAUUUAUUUAAACAAGUGAAGACCAAGUCUUUAAAAUAUUUUCUUGGAUUUUCAAAUUCUAUGAGUUUUGCCUCUCUUAGAAUUAAAAAUGUCGAGCAAAGUGAGACCAGCUUGCUAGUAAAUAAAUAACAUUUUAAAAAUAGAGGCAGCUCACUGGUAAGUGCUGCUAUUUGAGCUAUUUUUACAACAGGCCAGCGGGCUACUCAUCUGGUCCUUACGGGCUACCUGGUGCCCGCGGGCACCGCGUUGGUGACCCCUGCGGCAAUUCAAGGAAAUAUGGUAUGUCUGCAGGAACAUGCACAGACUUUUUGGGAAGCUCAUUUUAGGCACUCGAGCCAAAAACAUAGGGCAAAACUAACUACAGUAAUACGACUUAUGUUAUUAUUAUGUUACUAUUAUGUUAGAUCCACUGGAUGUCCAUUGCAUCCGGUCUCCCCUAGAGGGCGGUCACCCACAUCUGCGGUCCUCUCCAAGGUUUCUCAUAGUCAUUCACAUUGACGUCCCACUGGGUUGUGAGUUUUUCCUUGCCCUGUUGUGGGCUCUGAACCGAGGAUGUCGUUGUGGCUUGUGCAGCACUUUUAGACACUUGUGAUUUUAGGGCUGUAUGAAUAAACAUUGAUUGAUUGAUUGAUGACUAAAAUCACAGAAUGAUAUUUUCCACUUGUAUAGUGAAAAAAUACAAAAAUUAACCCCUCUUCCACCGUGAAGCCGAGGAUUAAGUUAAGUAAUUUAAUUAGUGGUAUUGUUAUCAUAAGCGCAAACACUAACUAUUUGUAGCGGCGCAGUAAUCACCAGCUUGUGUACCAAUGUUGACAUCACAGACUGGUGAGCUGCUUUCUCGCUUGUGGAAGUACAUUCCGGAUAAUAAAUCAUGCAUCUCACUUUGAUAGUAAAAGGAUGAAGACAAAAUCCGACAGGGUUGCUACACUUUGACAGCCAUUUUAGACCCUGAAAUGUCCAGAACGACACGAAAAGAUACUUGGUUCCAACCCCCAGAAUCUUUGCAAGGACUAUGAGUCAUUCUUCAUCCAAAUGGGAAUAUAUAUAUAUAUAUAUAUAUAUAUAUAUAUAUAUAUAUGUAUUAACACAACCUAUUCAGUAGCCGAGUGCAGUGUUUUUCAACCACUGUGCCGUGGGAGAUUAUCUAAUUUCACCUAUUUGGGCUAAAAAUAUUUUUCAGCAACCCAGUAAUUAUAGUCUGCAAAUGAUGUGUUGUUGUUGAGUGUCUGUGCUGUCUAGAGCUCUGCAGAGUAACCGUGUAAUACUCUAACAUAUCAGUAGAUGGCAACAGGUAGCUAAUUGCUUUGUAGCUGUUGAUAUAACGGGAGGCAGUAUGCAGAUAAAAAGGUAUUUAAUGCAUAAUCAAGAAAUAAACAAAAGGUAACUGCCCCUAAGAAAAGGCAUUGAAGCUUAGGGAAGGCUAUGCAGAACAAAAAUAAAACUGAACGGGCUACAAAGUAAACAAAAACAGAAUGCUGGACGACAGCAAAGACUUACUGUGUGAGCAAAGAUGGCUUCCACUAUGUACAUCCGAACAUGACAUGACAAUGUCUCCAGGAUGAAGGAUAAAAACAAAGUAGAUGCGGGAAAUAUCACUCAAAGGAAGAUAUGAAACUGCUACAGGAAAACUCAGAGAAAAAUCCACCAAAAUAGGAGCGUAAGAAAAGAACUAAAAGACUACACACAAGAAAACAGCAAAAAAGUCCAAAUAAUUCAGGGUGUGACGUGACAGGUGUUGACAGUACACCUACUUUGAGACAAGAGCUAUAGUGACACAUGCUUUAAAGUCAUAUCCAACAAUUGCAACAACGACUUUUUACUGUCAACUGAGUUUCGUUUUUUUAACGAUUUCUGCUGGUGGUGUGCCUACGCAUUUUUUUUAACUCAAAAAAUGUGCCCUGGCUCAAAAAAGGUUGAAAAACACUGGCCUAGUGGAUAGAGUGUCCGCCCUGAGAGCGGUAGGUUGUGAGUUCGAACCCGGACGGAGUCAUACCAAAGACUAUAAAAAUGGGACCCAUUACCCCCCUGCUUGGCACUCAGCAUCAAGAGUUGGAAUUGGGGGUUAAAUCACCAAAAAUGAUUCCCGGGCACGGCCACCGCUGCUGCUCAAUACUCCCCUCACCUCCCAGGGGGUGAUCAAGGGUGAUGAGUCAAAUGCAGAAAAUAAUUUUGCCAAACCUAGUGUGCGUGACAACUAAUUGGUACUUUUGACUUUAAUAUGAACAUCCUAGCAGUUAGCAUCCUAUUGACAGCAGACCUUGUACAGUAAGUGAUGUUUUAUCAUGUGUGUUGGCUCUCACGAAGUGAGCAGUAAUCAGUUUGGGGCAAAAAAGUAAACGUGAUGCAUUUUUUAAUUAUUGUGCCGCAUAUUCCUAAGAUGAUCAAAUUACGCAAAUAUGAAAUGUUAAAAAAUGUGCCUGUUACUACAUUACAUAUAUACUUACAUCAUGUAGUACAGGGGCGCUCACACUUUUUCUGCAGGCGAGCUACUUUUCAAUUGACCAAGUCGAGGAGAUCUACCUCAUUCCUAUUUAUAAUUUGUAUUUAUUUAUUUAUGAAAGAGACAUUUUUGUUAACAAGUUAAUGGUGUUUAAUGAUAAUACAAGCAUGUUUAACACACAUAGAUUCCUUUCUUUCAUGAAGACAAGAAUAUAAGUUGGUGUAUUACCUGAUUCUGAUGACUUGCAUUGAUUGGAAUUAGACAGUGGUGCUGAUAACGUCCGCAUUUUCAAAUGGAGGAAAAAAAAAGUCCUCCUUUCUGUCCAAUACCACAUGAAAGUGGUUGGAUUUGGCAUCUCAUUUGUCCAACUUGCAUACUCGUUUUUAAACACUUUGUUAUGAGAGUAGCAUAUGUGUGUGGCCCUUUAAUG